Apodemus sylvaticus (European woodmouse) is the source of this 2219-nucleotide messenger RNA. RefSeq names its product desmin (gene Des). The transcript has 9 exons. Gene Ontology annotation, biological process: skeletal muscle organ development. Lineage: Eukaryota; Metazoa; Chordata; Mammalia; Rodentia; Muridae. The coding region runs from base 157 to 1566 and encodes 469 amino acids. The record is from RefSeq and is a predicted model, not a curated record. Gene Ontology annotation, cellular component: cell-cell junction; Z disc; sarcolemma.
GGGAGGGGCGGCGGGGGGUGAUGUCAGGAGGGCUACAAAUAGUGCGGACAGCUAAGGGGCUCCGUCUCCCCUCUUCGCAUCCACUCUCCAGCCGGCUGCCCGCCCGCAGUCUCCUCUGCGCGUCUCUAACCGCCCAGCCUCGUCCACGCCGCCACCAUGAGCCAGGCCUACUCGUCCAGCCAGCGCGUGUCCUCCUACCGCCGCACCUUCGGCGGCGCCCCGGGCUUCUCGCUGGGCUCCCCUCUGAGCUCUCCCGUGUUCCCUCGAGCAGGCUUCGGUACCAAGGGCUCCUCGAGCUCCAUGACAUCCCGCGUGUACCAGGUGUCGCGCACGUCGGGCGGGGCCGGAGGCUUGGGGUCGCUGCGGGCUAGCCGGCUGGGGACCACCCGAGCGCCAUCGUACGGCGCGGGCGAGCUGCUGGACUUCUCGCUGGCCGACGCGGUGAACCAGGAGUUCCUGGCCACGCGCACCAACGAGAAGGUGGAGCUGCAAGAGCUCAAUGACCGCUUCGCCAACUACAUCGAGAAGGUGCGCUUCUUGGAGCAGCAGAACGCGGCGCUCGCCGCCGAGGUCAACCGGCUCAAGGGCCGCGAGCCGACCCGGGUCGCCGAGCUCUACGAAGAGGAGAUGCGUGAGCUGCGGCGCCAGGUGGAGGUGCUCACCAACCAGCGCGCCCGCGUCGACGUGGAGCGCGACAACCUGAUAGACGACCUGCAGAGGCUCAAGGCCAAGCUACAGGAGGAAAUCCAACUGAGAGAAGAAGCAGAGAACAACUUGGCUGCCUUCCGAGCGGAUGUGGAUGCAGCCACUCUAGCCCGAAUUGAUCUAGAGCGCAGAAUCGAGUCACUCAACGAGGAGAUCGCGUUCCUUAAGAAAGUGCAUGAAGAGGAGAUCCGUGAGCUCCAGGCCCAGCUCCAGGAACAGCAGGUCCAGGUGGAGAUGGACAUGUCCAAGCCAGACCUCACAGCCGCCCUCAGGGACAUCCGGGCUCAGUAUGAGACCAUUGCAGCUAAGAACAUCUCUGAGGCUGAAGAGUGGUACAAGUCCAAGGUUUCAGACUUGACUCAGGCAGCCAAUAAGAACAAUGAUGCGCUGCGCCAAGCCAAGCAGGAAAUGAUGGAGUACCGACACCAGAUCCAGUCCUACACCUGCGAGAUCGACGCCCUCAAGGGCACCAACGACUCCCUGAUGAGGCAGAUGAGGGAGCUGGAGGACCGCUUCGCCAGCGAGGCCAGCGGCUAUCAGGACAACAUCGCGCGCCUGGAGGAGGAGAUCCGGCACCUGAAGGAUGAGAUGGCGCGCCAUCUGCGGGAGUACCAGGACCUGCUCAAUGUGAAGAUGGCCUUGGACGUGGAGAUCGCCACCUACCGGAAGCUGCUGGAGGGCGAGGAGAGCCGGAUCAACCUUCCUAUUCAGACCUUCUCUGCUCUCAACUUCCGAGAAACCAGCCCUGAGCAAAGGGGUUCUGAAGUCCACACCAAAAAGACAGUGAUGAUCAAGACCAUUGAGACCCGGGAUGGAGAGGUUGUCAGCGAGGCCACACAGCAACAACACGAGGUGCUGUAAGCCAGGCGUUCGUUCGGUGUCCUGGCCCCUGCUCCCUGCCUCCUGAAACCCCGUCUCUUCCACUCUCAGAUGCCACACCCAGACACUUCUCUCCACUCACGGCCUCUGACCCCUCCUCACCGGUCACUCCUUUGUGGUCUUCACCCCUCAGCCACCUCUGCGGACCCUCCCGUGAGCCUUGGCUGUUGGCAGUCGUCAAGCCUGGCUCUUAAGAGAGAACCCAGCUCAAGUCAUGACCCUUCCCCUUCCACCUUUGGCACCCCUGGGGAGGUCACAGAGAGGGUACCAGAGGGUGGUGGGAUCUGCAGGGUCAGGACUGAGCUUUGUGGACAUCCCCAGCCUGGGUCAGAGACAGAAGGAAGCCUCAGCAAGCUGAGAUGGAGAGUGGGGGCCUGAAAAAUGUCCUCAUACGCCCCCUCUUCCCCAUCCCAGCCCAGGAUGGGCUUGGAAGGCAGGGGCUGUAGGAGGGAACCGGAAGGUGCUGGAUGUGGGAGCAGGAGAUUCAGAAGGACAGAGGAUGGAUGAGAAGCUGGAGAGGAAAGAAGAGAGAGGCAGAGUGGGCUCAGGUUGGAGGGAGGGUACCACCUCACCUGCCUGCCCCUCCCACCGCAGGGGCCCUGGACAGAAACAAUAAAGAGACAAGCACAAACCUC